AUGUUUUCCCUGUGCCGCCAGUGCGUCCAAGUAAAUAAUUCUGCCAGUGUUGUUGAUCCGGUCCAUGAUGACAUUCUAUAUAAAUCUUCAAAAUUUUUUGUUUCAGAGAGGCUUGGUGGUCUUUUGAAUCCUUUCCAGCGUCGCUGGUGUGCUAUAAAAGAUGGAAUACUAUAUUAUUUUGAAAGACCCACAGACAGAAGACAGAAAGGUGAGAUACCAUUAGCAGGAUAUAGAGUUAAUCCGGCACCCACGGCAACAAAAGACGUUAAUAAACGCGAUCUAUGCUUUGAGUUGACGUGUCCAGGAAGAAAAACGUAUCAGUUUAUGGCAUUAACACCGAAAGACGUUAAACAAUGGGUAGCAGCAAUUGAAAGAAAUAAUAAAAUGUCUCACAAUGCUAAUAGUUUGGAGAUUUCGACAGCAAAUGAAUUUCAGAGAGACUCGUCUACUUUGGGAUCCGUGGAGAGCGACGAGGAUAACAUUUACGAAAUGGUCGACGAGACGGGUAAUCAGACCAAAUUUCCAAAAGGAGCGAACGAUGCCGAAAACGAACCUCUGUACGUGGAGGGAGAAUCGUGCGAUCAAAACGAUCUGUAUACCGAUGCCGAAAGCACGACAAACGAAUGGGAAAAUUUUAAUCCCCAAGACUGGUAUGUCGGACUGUGGGACUGUAAAGGAGACGACAAAAACGAACUCGAUUUCUUGCGCGGAGAUCUUAUUCACAUAAUUAGCAAAGAGUACGAUUCCUGUGCCUGGUGGGUUGGUCUUUUGAAAGGCAAAGUUGGAUUAGUACCAAAAUCGUAUCUAAUGGAAGCUUAUGAAGCAAUCUAAUAUUUGAUGAUUUUUCCUAAGCCUUUAAGUUGCCUUUUCUGUAAAUUCUCUCUCUCUUUUUUUGUUAUUGUAUGAAUUUAAUUUUUAUAUUUAUUAUCAUUUUAUAAUCGGAUUAUUACUAUUACUAUAUAUUUUAAAUAAAACACACUUUCAAUAUAGAUUAUUUUAUCUGUAUGUAAUAUUACUUUUCUGUGCUCAACACUAAAGUUGGGAUGUGCAAGGACUUAACAAUAUCUGCUUCCUCCUAUUUUAUUAUAGAGCUUUCGGCAUGCAACAUCUGAAUAAUACUGUGGUGU
Messenger RNA from Centruroides sculpturatus (bark scorpion), 1127 nucleotides. RefSeq names its product src kinase-associated phosphoprotein 2-B-like. NCBI's taxonomy places the organism in Eukaryota, Metazoa, Arthropoda, Arachnida, Scorpiones, Buthidae. The coding region runs from base 1 to 831 and encodes 276 amino acids. Gene Ontology annotation, cellular component: cytoplasm; plasma membrane. The record is from RefSeq and is a predicted model, not a curated record. The transcript is spliced from 4 exons. Gene Ontology annotation, molecular function: protein binding.